Messenger RNA from Linnemannia hyalina, 3264 nucleotides. The record is from the annotation of a GenBank genome assembly. Lineage: Eukaryota; Fungi; Mortierellomycota; Mortierellomycetes; Mortierellales; Mortierellaceae.
AUGACCGUACCCAAACGACCUUCCAUGACCCUCCAGCGGUCCAUCAUCCCCAUCCACUACAGACUCAAGAUUGUCCCCUGUCCCGUUAACUUCUCCUUCCUCGGCGAAUGCUCCAUCGAGAUUUGUAUUGCCGAGCCAACGUUUGGCAUCACAUUGAACGCAAAGGAACUCAACAUCCAGACAGCCACCGCAAGGGACCACCUCUUAAGUGGGUACAGUGUCACCGCGACGAGUGUGAGCUACAAUGUUGAAGAGGAGACCAUCACCCUCGAGUUCCCUCAGGUCCUCCAUGUGGGCUCCUCCUGGAUCCUCGACAUCACAUAUAUCGGUCUCGUCAACGACAAGCUUAACGGCUUUUACCGGUCCGUCUACACCGACGCCGACAACAACGUUCACCAAUUGACAACCACGCAAUUCCAGUCUACGCAUGCUCGACGAGCCUUUCCAUGUUGGGAUGAGCCAGCUAUCAAAUCGACCUUUUCGCUGACGCUGGUGGCUCCCCAGGGCAUGACGUGUCUAUCCAACAUGAGUGUACAGUCAACCACAUUGCUCGAGAACGGUAUGCAGGAAGUGGCGUUUUUGAAGACGCCCAUCAUGGCCACCUACCUAUUGGCAUGGAUGAUUGGAGAUUUUGACUACAUUGAGGCGUACACUUCUGGCGAAUUCAAUGGCGAGCGCAUCCCGUGCCGCGUUUACACUCCUGUUGGUCUUGCUGACCAGGGCCAUUACUCUCUCGAUCUCGCCGUCAAGUCGGUCGAAUAUUUCUCGCGAUUAUUCAAUAUACCAUACCCGUUGCCCAAGCUGGACUUGGUGGCGGUGCCCGACUUUGCGCCAGGUGCGAUGGAGAACUGGGGCCUGAUCACCUUCAGAACAUAUGCGCUGUUGAUUGAGGAAUACGGGUCCCAGGAUCGACGACACGAGAUUGCAGCAACAGUGAUCCACGAAAUUUCUCACCAAUGGUUCGGCAACUUAGUGACGAUGGAGUGGUGGUCGGAUUUGUGGCUGUUUGAGGGGUUCGCGACACAUUUGGCGUACAUUGUGGUGGACGAACUGUUCCCUGGCUGGGAUAUCUGGUCAGAGUUUGUCAAACGGAUUCAGGAAGUUCUCAAACACGACUCCUUGCGGACAUCUCACCCAGUUGAGGUCGGGGUUGCCAACCCAAGCGAGAUCACACAGAUCUUUGACGAAGUCAGCUACAUGAAGGGAGCCUCUGUCUUGCGAAUGCUCAGUGCCUGGUUGGGUCAGGAUCAGCUGCUGCUAGGCCUCCGAAAGUUUAUUCACAAGUACAUGUGGAGCAACGCCAACACCGAGGAUCUCUGGGUCACUUUGGCCGAAGAGUCAAAGAUGGAUGUUCCUGGAUUCAUGCGCAAAUGGACUCGCCAGACCGGGUACCCCGUGUUGUCGAUUACAGAGUUGGACGAGUCAACCAUCUUGGUGCGCCAGAACCUGUUCUUGUCGACUGGAGAUGUCCGUGAAGAGGAGGAUCACAUUAUCUGGCCCGUGCCAUUGGGACUUGUCACUGCAUCGGACUCGACGCCUCGCAACAUCAUGAUGGACACCAAGGAGUUGGUUUUGAAGGUGGACACAACACAGUGGUACAAGUUCAACAUGGGCCAGACAGGAUUCUACAGAGUGUCCUAUCCUCCCAAGACCUUGGCGCUUCUCGGACAGACGUUUGGCACGGAGCAACUGAACGCAGCUAACAGAGUCGGACUUUUGACCGAUGCUGCUGCAUUGGUUGCUAGUGGAAUUGCGCCCACCAGCAGUUUCUUGACCCUUCUCAAGUAUUUUGAAGAUGAAGAGAAUUACAUGGUUUGGGCUGAAGUGUCUUUGAGAUUGCAGGAAUUGUUGUCGGUCUGGCUAGAGCAACCCACGCCGAUUAUGAAUGGCUUGAAGGAAGUUCAGAGGCGCCUCUUCACAAAAAUUGUCAAGAGGCUUGGAUGGGAGUUCCCUGAGGGUGAGGAUCCUGCCACUGUGAACCUGCGCGCCGUUGCCAUUCGUUUUGCAGGACGAGCUGGCGACCCAGAGAUUGUUGCAGAGGCAAGGAGACGGUUUACAGCGUUUAUGAAGCACCGGGAUGUGACUGCGUUGCCACCAGAUUUGCGAUUCCCAGUCUUUGAGAUUGUUCUCAGGACGACUCAGGGAGUAGAAGAGUAUGAAGACAUUGUCAACUACUACCGCGAGACAUACAUCCCUGGCGAGAAGGUGGUGGCUCUGUCGGUCCUUGGAUAUGGAAGCUCGCUAGAGCUGGUGCGGAGGACACUGGCGUUUGCCAUGUCGCGUGAAGUCCGUACUCAGGAUAUCCUUAGUGCGAUCGCGACAUUGCGCUCAUCGGUAGUAGGUCGUGCUGAGCUGUGGAACUUUAUGCGCCACCACUGGGAUGUUCUCUACGAGCGCCAUUGCGAUGAUAUCGGCUUCCUGGACUACUUUGUGCUGCUCAGUAUCGAGUCGUUUUCGACGCUGGAGAGGUACCGCGAGGUGCAGGCGUUCUUCGCUAACAAGGACACGAGCGCUUACGACAGGAUCCUUGCGACAUGUCUGGAGGGAAUCCGUAUGAACAUUCUCUGGUUGGAACGUGAUUGCAAGGAUGUUGAGCAGUGGUUGAAGAUCAACGGAUACUUGACUAUUGGUGCAGGCACUGAUGAUCAUGAGCGGCAGCACUUGUCGAUGAUGUCGUCGAUCCAGGCGGGAGCUGUCAACGGGAUGUAUGGGCAUGAGUUGAGUGGUCACGGCCUUUCGAACUUUACCGCUACCACACCAACCACAACAAACACGACUGCUUCGUCACCCACCAGCAACGCCACAACCGCUACGUUGAUCAAUGGAGCAGGUUCGGUCAGCACGACUACGCCUGCAGGGUCGACAUCGGGUGCAUCGUCUGGAGCAUCGACCCCCUCGAGUGGGCUCAAGUACCCACAUGGUGGUAUCUACAGCCAACACGCGACCCAUGUGCGAUCGGAGGUGUAUUUGGAUGGAGUGGGCCAAGCAUCGGAGGAGCAGGCUCAGCAGCUAUUGCAACUUCAGCAUGAUCAGCAGCAGCAUGAGUUGCGGUUACAGCAAGAGUACCAGCGUCAACUGCAGCUCCAGCAGCAACAGAUGCAGAUGCAGCAGUAUGGUCACUGUCAUGGUCAUGCUCAUGGUCAUAGUCAUGGUCACAGCCACGGCCACGGCCAUGGUCUCAACAGCCGGCCACCAGAGCAGCGGCCACGGACCCUGGAACGCGAGAUGGAACUGCUCAGUAUGAGUGGUGACUAUGAGUUCUAA